Molecule: messenger RNA, 2845 nt
Organism: Xenopus laevis (African clawed frog)
Lineage: Eukaryota; Metazoa; Chordata; Amphibia; Anura; Pipidae
Gene: spire1.S
Product: spire-type actin nucleation factor 1 S homeolog
Exons: 16
Coding region: 115-2052 (645 amino acids)
Biological process (GO): actin filament polymerization; polar body extrusion after meiotic divisions; actin nucleation
Cellular component (GO): plasma membrane; cytoplasmic vesicle membrane; cell cortex
Molecular function (GO): actin binding; microtubule binding
Source: RefSeq, a predicted model, not a curated record
GAGGUGAGGGCCCUGUGUAAACUGUUCACACAGACAGAGAGUGAGAGAGUGGUGUUUAUAGAGAAAUUUACACAGAGAUAAAGGGGAAGAAAUCCCCCAACUCAUUCUGGAAAUAUGGAUGAAAACAGACCCCCAGGGGGUUGCAGUAAAGUGACCCUAAAGGCGAUUUUACAGGGUUAUGGGCAGCCAAUCAGCGAGGAGCAAGCCUGGGCCCUGUGCUAUCAGUGCUGUAUCAAACUCAAGCAGAUAUUUUGGGGUGCAAAGCAGGUGCCGUUUGUUUGUGGGGUGGAAAGCAUUCAUGUUCACCAAGAUGGCACCGUGUCCUAUGUGCCCUGGGUCGGUAAGGAGCCGCGAGGUGCCCGUAAUGGAUCCCACGACGUGAAUCCGUCUGAGAGAAAGCUCAUUGAACACAUUGGGCAGGUCAUAUAUGCAGCACUGGACUGGGGCCUGACCAACGACAUGGAACGCGUCUUAAGUGAGCCCCUAGAUAAACUUCUGUACGGAAUGCUGGGCCUCCAUGACAUCACUAUGGACUACAACCUACAUUUUCAGUGUCCCAUCACACUGAAGGACAUCAUAAAGCAAUGCGCUGAAAGAUUGUUCACCCCCUCGGAAGCCUCCAGCCAUUACAGAGCUGUCUGCCGGGUCCUCUUUGCAGAGCACAAAGAAUUCUGCAACCUCCUCCUUACCAUAGAGAGGUCUAAACAGAGCCUGAGAAAGCUGGAAGUAGAACAUAUUUUGGAUAAAGACGCCAUCAUUUUGUACGACAACUGGGGAAACCUAUGGAGCAAUGUUAUAAAGGAACUUAGGUUGGGCAUCAGGCUCCGCAACUCCAAGGAGCACGUGGGCCUCCCUGCAGAGUAUGAACUUACUCCAUUUGAGCUGCUGAUGAACGAUAUCCGGGCCAAGCGAUAUACCCUUCGGGAAGUCAAGGACAGUCCAAAAAGAAAAAUGAGUCAGAGUGUGGAAAACUUCAUCAUGGACUUUAUCCGUUCACAGCCCCUGAGACCAGUGCAUCAGGCAUCGGAGCGCAAACUGAAGGAAAAGUCUCAAGAGGAGCCCAGUCUGCAUGAGCUUCUGAUGAGUGAAAUUAAGUCUGGCAAGAAGCUCAGAUCAACACGGAGAAGAAAGGGAAAUUCCCUUCAAGAUGAUGACGAUGAUUCAUUGACUUCACAAAGUUUCACCCAAAGUGAUGAUUCCCUUUCCCCUGUUGGCUACAGAGUGAGCCAUGUGAGGAGCACCCCUCAGGCCUUCGAUCUGGGCGAUAAUGAAAGUGAUGUGAAAAUCAGCUGGCAGUCAGACAGCUCUGAAACAUCAUCGGACAACAAAUUUGCAGACCUGACCUCAAGCAGUACAGAUCUGAUGUUUGUUCCAGUGCUGACGUCUUCCCAAGUGGACCUUAAAAACAGCAGCUUCCUAAACUAUGAUGUGUUGAAAUAUUCAUCCCACAAACGCUCCAGUUCUUAUGAAAGUCCCCUUCAAAAGAAACACUCUGAGCGGAGUUGCCGCUAUCCCAAAGUCCGGCCAGUACCUACUAUAGCUGAACUAGUGCCGACUCGCCGUGAGAUUGUGAAAGCCGAGAUGGUCAACUUCCUGCAGAAUUAUGGAUUCUCUGGGAGCAGGAUUUGCUUCUGCUGCCACAAGAAAAGGUUAUUCUUCACCUGGCCCUACACUUGUAAAAUAUGCGAAAGGGUGAUCUGCCCAGAGUGCUGUGUUGAGAUGCUGAUGCCUUUCAAGCAGUGUAUGCACCUUCCACUCAGCUUCUUCAAGACUCUGGUCCUGACCAGGGAUGAUGAUCCAUCAUGUCAGGAGCAGAGAACCCAGUUGUUCUGUAGGGAAACAUUACAGUGGGACUGUUCCAGUGUCCCAUUGGUGUUUGAGCCCCAGGAUCUCUCGGAUAAUAUUCCAUUUCACAAACGAACAAUGAAAAAUUGGACAUGCAUGGACAUCUGUACCAAAUGUGAGGACUUCAUCUUGGAUACAGUGGAAUUGAGCUAUCCAAGUAAAGACACCAGCAAUGGGCUCAAGUCCAGGUGUUCAUCCCAUUCCUAAAGUCCACCAAAGCUGUAGGGUUCCCUUUUGCAAGAUCCAGCGAUAGUGUUGGCAUAGUCCUUGACUAUAAGACUUGUUUUCCAUUUGGACAAUGCAAUGAUCAUAUGAACUUGACGGGACAAAGACUUGACCUUCUUAAAAGGGUAUUUUAUUAUUUCUAUGUCUUCUUGAUGUGAUGUAUUUGUCGUGUGUACGUUUUUAUGUUUUCCAUGAUCGGGUUCCUGAGAAUAAAAAUUGUCAAUGUACUUUUGAGAUCUCCGAAAACACAUUCAGCUUUUUUUUCCUGUCUGUGCCUCACUACACCUGAACGUUGGGCAGUAAUCCAGACGAGCCCACUGCGAGAGGAAAAUGCUGGAAAUGUCAGCUUUCACUUGCUUUUCUUUCCUUUUUGUUAUGUUUGUUUUUGUUGCUUGUGCACAACAUUGUGAAUUAAGCUAUUAUUUUAUAUAUAUUUUAUUAAACUUUUAUUCUUGCUUGAAUUUUCUCAAUGACAACACGGAAAAUGAGUCACAACACUAGGAUUACGAUGAAUAUUUUUUGAGUAUUUCCACAAGUUCAAUCACUUUGUCACACUUGACACUAAUAUGGUGAUGUGCUGGUACAACUUUUUAAUUUUUUUUUUUUUUUUGUCUUCCCCUUCCCUGAAUGUGUUUUUCAUGUUCCACAGUGUAAUCCUGAAGUAUUUCUGCAUUUUUAUUCCGCCCUUCUCGGAAGUGCUUGAGAGCAAAUUUUUGUUUUUGUUCUGUGUGUAUAUAUUACCAACCACAAAAUAAAGAGCAGGAAUAUAAGUGUU